Molecule: messenger RNA, 570 nt
Organism: Beta vulgaris subsp. vulgaris (sugar beet)
Lineage: Eukaryota; Viridiplantae; Streptophyta; Magnoliopsida; Caryophyllales; Amaranthaceae
Exons: 1
Coding region: 1-570 (189 amino acids)
Source: RefSeq, a predicted model, not a curated record
AUGGUCGAGACUCCUGAACAAGUAGCAGCACGACCUAGAACUCUCGAGCAACUAGCUCAAAGCUUUGGCUUAGUUCUUCAAAACCAGCUCAACAACAACCACCAUGGAGACGAUCCGCAAGCUGCAAUGGAGAAAAAGAUUUCCGCCUUGAAACCACCAACCUUUGUUGGUAGAGAUGACCCAUUACUUCUCGAAAGUUGGAUAAGAGAUUUCGAAAAGAUUUUCACGGCCACGGGUACGCUUGAGGCCCAGAAAGUAGACCAUGCAACCUUUUACUUACACGAGGAUGCCGAUACUUGGUGGGAAAGUGUAGGACCCAUUUUUAAAGCUCAAGAGAACUUUAACUGGGAAACGUUUAAGAUAGCGAUUAAGGCUCGAUUCUUCCCUGAGCACAUUCGUAGGCAGAAAUACAAUGAGUUUAGUAGGUUCAACCAGAGCUAUAACAUGAGUGUGCAAGAGUAUGAUCAGAAAUUUAAUGAGUAUGCCCGCUUUUGCCCAACUGUAGUUCCAAAUAAGGGAACUAAAGCUCAGAAGUUUGAAGACGGACAUAAGUUUGAUCUUCAGACUUGA